Triplophysa rosa is the source of this 5660-nucleotide messenger RNA. RefSeq names its product zinc finger protein 608 (gene znf608). NCBI's taxonomy places the organism in Eukaryota, Metazoa, Chordata, Actinopteri, Cypriniformes, Nemacheilidae. The transcript is spliced from 7 exons. The coding region runs from base 343 to 4257 and encodes 1304 amino acids. Gene Ontology annotation, cellular component: nucleus. The record is from RefSeq and is a predicted model, not a curated record. Gene Ontology annotation, biological process: regulation of transcription by RNA polymerase II.
AAUUAUUAUUGCAGACAGCUGGGACAUGUUUUGUGCCAAAAAGACAAUAAAAACUAAAGAAAAGAGUCAAAGAAGGCCAUCGGUUCAAAUGUUUCAUGCUGUAUUGAAUUGAAUAUGAUUUCCAUUCCUCAACAGUGUUUAACUGCAUUUUUACACAUGUUGAUUCAAAAAGUGUUUUUAGACUUGAAGGGCUCUGUUAGAAACCAUUGAUCAGCUCAUCACUCUGUCUUUAGAGCUCACAGUAAAUCGUCUUUCAUUAGCACUCGUGUGUGUGAUUAAUACCCCCCCAUCCACUUGAUUUAGGAUUCAUCACCGUUUUCUGUCAGAAAUCGUGUGUAGAGAAUGUCAGUCAGUUCCUCCCUUCAACAGAGUAUCAAGCCAAACGGAGUUGAUCCAUACGACAGCGGUGAUGACUGGGAGAUCGGUGUCGGGAAUCUGAUCAUUGACUUGGACGCCGAUUUGGAGAAAGACAGACGGAGAUUGGAGAUGAAUCGCGUUUUGAGCGUUAAAAGCGCGGCGGAAGGUCGCGAGGAGCUCAAGUACAAUUGCGCGAACGCAGGCGCAGCGUUCGAAGGCCUGACGGGAGCGUCCGCGCAGCCCGCCGGUGAACACGGAUAUCUCUGCAAAGAACCCAAGAAAUUCAAGCUGAAAAGACGGAGUUCCUCCAUCGGCACGGACAAAUUCCCGUCGCCGGAGAUCGUGAGCGGACUUCCUAAAGUAUGCGUCGCUAAACGGCGGGAGGCUCAAGGACGCGCCGCAGAGACUUCCGACAUGAAUUCAGCACCACCGCAGGCGGACAGCAACCCCGACGCCAGCGACGCGAGCGCCACCGCGACCUCGACCGCGCCGCACGCCAAAGCCAAAGACGGCAAGAAAGGGAAGAAUCAGGGCAAAGGACUGAAACGAGAGAAAGACUCCACGAGGACGCGCAAAGACAAGGCCGGUGAUGAAAUUGGCCCGCUGUCAGAGAACGGAUGCGCGUUCGGAGGGACGGAGAAUCUCAGGGGCGGAAUGGACGCGGCUAUUGUUGAACACACUGACGACACGAGCACAGAAGAACACAGUCUGAGGACGUUCAGCGUUAAGACACGGUCAGUUGGAACUAACACGCAUGAAGCUGAGAAAGCCGUGGAGUCCAGCCACAUGGAGCCAUGUCGACCAGGAACAAGUGUCAAUCUAGAGGGUUUUGUGUGGCACGAAACAGAAGAAGGGGUUCUAGUUGUGAAUGUCACAUGGAGGAAAAGAACUUAUGUAGGGACUCUGCUGGACUGCACCAAGCAUGACUGGGCUCCACCACGGUUUUGUGAGUCACCAAUGAGCGACUCUGACAUGCCUUGCGCACGGGGACGUGGUAAACGUAUGAGGCUGACCAUACCAGAACAAUCAGCCGGUGACCCGAGUCUUUCCAAGAUACGAGGACUAACGCACAAGAGACGCGGCGUGGGUAUCAGCAACAAAGGAAGACGCGGGAGCCUGAACCUCAACGUCUGCAGGACACCUGGAUACUAUGCUGUGGACGACAUCAAAUCCAAUCCACUCAGUUGUGGGAAAAGAAAAGGCAAAGCCCCGGCUGAUCUGGACCUGAGCUUGGUCUCAGAGGACAUUAGGAAUGGAAACGGGAAAAGGAUACGCGCCAAGUCCAGGAGUGCUCCCUCCACCCCUCAGGGUAAAUCCGACCCGAUGUUUCUCGACCAAGUCUGUGCGUCCCCAAUUCUCAUAGACUGUCCUCAUCCGAACUGCAACAAGAAGUAUAAACACAUCAACGGACUGCGGUACCACCAGUCACAUGCUCACUUGAACAACGACAGCAAGCAAGAGUUUGAGGUGGAGAGUGAGGACAGACUCUCAGAUUUUGAUGAUUCGCUCAGCACUGUAACUUUUGAUUCAUCUGAGAUGUCCAGGAAGCCCAGAUCCAUGUAUAAACUCAAUUCGGUUAGUUCUCCAAAGAGCAGGAAAGCAUUGCUGAACAGUGACAACAGUGCCGUGGCCAACGCUAAACAACGCAGGACCGUGACAAGUCAGGACGGAUCUAUAGAUGAUCUGAGCAACCUCCCACUCAUUUCCAACAUGUCUGUCGUGCUGGAGAACUGUCUCAUCACGGAUCGGAACACAUCUGUGGAGAUGCCUAAGCUUGAAGCAGAGGGUGUUAUUGAUAAGAGAGACAUCUGUAGCAAAUUUAAAAAAGAAAGUGGCUUCGCUGAAAGAUGCUCCGCUAAAUCUCGAACCAACAGACUCAUUACUAGCACCGUCGCUCCACCAAAACUGACCGCUAUUCCACCCGCUGCGUUCUCUGCUAAAGUCACGGAGGUUUCUUCCCAUCAGGCCUCUCCAACUGUCACUCUCACAAAGGCCAAGAACCUCUCGCUGAAACCCAUAAAGCCAAAACUGGAUGCUGUUGCACAAGUUAAUGUAGCCAAUGCCACAACAGUCCUGAGCAAAGACAGUAAGCGAAAAGAAAAGCAUAAACUAAAAGACAGGAACUGCAAGGAUCCACGGAGUCCUAAGAGCGACCCGAUGUACGCAAAAAUGGAUGAUGUGAAAAGUAUAGGCAAAGACUUCCCGGUAAGCCUCUUGAAAGAGCAUUUGAGCAAGCAGGACGUCGUAAACGGUCCAAGCGAAACGCAAGAAAGCCGCAUGGCGAGCAUCCGAGCAGAGGCUGACAAAGUUUACACUUUCUCUGACAACGCACCGAGUCCUUCCAUCGGGAGCUCAGCGAGAAUAGACUGUGGACCUCUUACAAACGGAGAUGGAGCCACAGCAAAAACAACCAGCCCGGCGUACUCUGACAUAUCAGACGCAGCUGAAGACGGUGGAUCCAACUCGAGAUCUCGAAGAAACUCCACACAAGACUCAAACCCCAACGGCAACAUCAAUCCCAAAAUUCCCUCAAUGAGUUCAGCUGUCACAGGAGCGGCAGGUAAAGAGUCUCAUGCUCAUGGAUAUGAAUCACACUGCAUCCCAGGUUACGUGCACUCUGGACAAGCCAAUUCCACUUCGUUCCUUAAGGUGGCUUCCCCGUAUUGCCGGACGAAGGAUGAUCUGAGAGAUUUAGGUGAAGAUAUGAAAAGUCCUGAACCCUCCAGCCACUCCCAGCUUCAGUAUUCUGUGACUGAAACGCACACAGCACUGGCUCAGUCCUUGUACUACGGACAGUACAGCCGCGGGGUUUCUGCCGACCAGAAGGUUCUGAUGAUGUCCAGCAGCCACAGACCACUCAACGAGUCCAGCUGUGAGAAUCACGGACAGUUUCACAAACAGAGCAGAGGUCAAGUGAGGCGUGGAUCCGAUCAGAAAGAACGAACAAAAGACGACCAAAAGCAAUUCAUGAGCUCUCCUCCGUCCAUUCAUAAGGGGACAAGCUCGACUGCUAAAAUGAGCUGUGGAAAACCUGGAUUUAUCUACGUGGAGCUGGACAAGCAGCCGUCGUUUCCACAGGGACAGGGAAAGCCGGCUCAUGUCGCUAUGACAAAAGAACAAGGACUUAACAAGGAGUCUGAAGACCUCAGUAUGGAGAGUUCAAACUCAAAAUCAAAUGUGGACACAAAUGUAACAUUUCUAAAUGCGUCAGAAUCUCAGUCCUGGAGCCACUCUUAUCAGUCCAAAUAUGUGAAGCAGCAAAAUCAGGAGGUCAACAAGAUCUCUGAGGACACGAGUCUCAGUCCAGACAAGGGGAAAGACUGGCACGGUCCUCUGGAGCCCGAGUCCAGACUGGAUGCUGAACUUCAGAGUGUCAAAGGUGAGAUGGCUGCUGAAGUCACAGAGGACAAUACCAGAGCAGACGGGGGAGACAGCGCGUCUGAAGACCUGCAGACGGCACGAGGAGCCGCGUCACCGCCCCAACAGUCCUUCAUCCAGUUUCAGCACUCCUACCCUUAUUUACACCUGUGUGAGACGGGCAGCAAUGCUUACAGUGUCAUGUCUCCAGCUCUGGUGCACAAUUAUCCAGGUUUCCAUUAUCCUCUGUAUGGAAAAACAGCCGGGAGAGAAGAUUCAGACGGAGCUCAAAGCAGCAAACCAGUGACAGAUUCUCCAGCAUUGGAACUUUUGUCACAUCCCCUCCUGCCGUAUCAUGGCAAAUCUCCUGUUCCCGGAGAGAGAGGAUCUCCAGACCAGGAACGGGACACGGAACGGGAAAGAGAAACGGUUCCAUUCGGUCGUCACCUCCAGACGCAUCAUCUCACUCACCUGGGCAUGAGUUACACGCUGGUGUCUGGACAGUAUGACCCGUUUCAAGGUGAAAAGGUCAAAAACAACUGAACUGCGGUCAACGUGAAAACAAAACGGACCCGUUGACUUACUGAAGACACGUUUCAGGCCUGAUCAUCUGUGUUUGUGAUUCUGUUCUAAUCUGAUGUAGUAACCACUUCUGAUGACAUCGCCCAGCUCUCUUACGUUCACCCACCGGUCAUUUACAGCAGAAACAAACUGACUUACACGUUUCGGUUUCCUUUGGAAAUCGCCACAGAAGCAACGUGGGUUGAGGAUGUUGACUUGAAGUGUUAAGAGGGCAAUCGUGAUGUUCUCGCAGGAUCAAACCAGCAAGGACAACGCUGCGGACCUGCAGACCAGUGGUGAGAAGAUGACAUCAUCACUGCAAUAAAGUCAACUGAAGCAAAACAAGCGUUGAAACGCUGGAGAAGCAUUAUCCCUGCAGAUAAUGAUGGGAAGAAGCUGUGAGAGAUUGCCGACUCACUUUCACGGUGUUUCUCAUCGCCUCCAUAGGAGCCAACAACUACUAUCUCAUUUCUAACCAAUGAAUGUACUCAUGGAGAAAGACCUGUUUGUUAUUUCAGUAUGUGCUGAUAUGACAUGGUGACACGAGCUCCAUGUAGAAACCUUCCCAUCGUGGAUUGUGCGGCAUCUAGCUGUUUGUACGCACUCACAGUUUAUUGUUGUGUAAGCAUAAUAUUGAAUGUAUUUGCUAUUUCGUCCCCUCUAUGUGGUCACGGACGGUUUGCAAUAGAUGAUAAGAGAUGUGAAGUGGUUUGAUCUGCGUUCACAUGAAUAUUCUGUUAUGAACAGCCAUUAAUCUGUUGUAUCGUAUAAAGUGGAUGUUAAUGAACAGUUCAUCUCUCAGUGCCAUACAGUAUUGUUGUGAUGUAUAUAGAUGUACAGAGUUGAACAAACAGCCACUAUAAUUAGCUUAUGUACCUUUGUAUUGACUCGGUGCAAUGUAUGGUUGUCUGCCCAGUGCCCACCUCAGCUUCACAGCGCCAGGCGUCGUCCUUCUUUAUGUUAAUAGUGAUAAACAUGACAUGAAUAUGUUUACAAGUGGACAGAAAGAGUUGCGUCGUUAGGUUUCUUGAUGUCAGCUAUACCAGUGGUUCUCAAACUUUUCCAUUGUGUAGGGUGCACCGUUUGCAGUCCCCCAAAUAAAGACUCAUAGAAUUUGAAUUAAACCAAAUGCAUAUUCAGUUAUACAAUGCUGGAACAUUCAUUCUAUUGGUCGAUGGGCUUAUUUAUUUGAUGUUUGAUUGCAUUAAACUUCUGAUACAUUUCUACAUUUCAUAAAAUGCCCCGAAAUCUGUACCCCCCGCCCCAGACCCAUCAGUUUGAGAACCACUGAGCUAUGACAUCACACUGCAAUUGCUUUUUAUACUGUCUCUGCCUUAACAUGUUUGGCAAUCCAAAUAAAAAUUAAAGGUUGUUUUUAUGCUCGG